CUCUUUAGAAGAAAGCGCAUUUUGGGGGCCCACUUGAUGUGAUGUUUCCUUGGUUGCCUGCUCCUUCUUCGGCCUGCAGACCGAGCUUCCCGUAAGGGCGGGGGUGCGGCCUCCCUCUCUCCUCUGGGGGACCAGCGCUCUAGGGUCUCUGAGGAACAUGGAAGUCCUGGGGCUCCUCAAGCUGGAGGCGAAUGGCUCCACGGCGACGGUGGCCCUGUCUGUGGUCCUCCUGGCCCUCCUGAAAUGGUACUCCACAUCCCCAUUUUCAAGACUGGAGAAGUUGGGCAUCAGACAUCCCAAGCCUUCUCCUUUUAUUGGAAACUUGGCCUUUUUCCGCCAGGGUAUCUGGGAAAGCCAAAUGGAGCUCAGAAAGCUGUAUGGACCUCUGUGUGGGUACUAUCUUGGUCGCCGGAUGUUUAUCGUUAUUUCUGAGCCAGACAUGAUCAAGCAGGUGCUGGUUGAGAACUUCAGUAACUUUACCAACAGAAUGGCCUCAGGUUUGGAGUCCAAACCAGUAGCCAACAGCAUCCUGUUUUUACGCGACAAAAGAUGGGAAGAGGUCAGAAGUGUCCUGACAUCCGCUUUCAGCCCUGAAAAACUGAAUGAGAUGACUCCCCUAAUCAGCCAAGCCUGUGACCCGCUCCUGGCUCAUUUAAGAUGCUAUGCAGAAUCCGGGGAUGCUUUCGACAUCCAGAGAUGCUACGGCUGCUACACCACAGAUGUGGUCGCCAGUGUCGCCUUCGGGACCCAGGUGAACUCCCAAGAGGCCCCUGAGGACCCCUUUGUGAAGCACUGCAGGCGUUUCUUUACCUCCUCCAUCCCCAGACCUAUCCUGCUUUUACUCUUAUCAUUUCCAUCCAUAAUGGUCCCACUGGCCCGGAUUCUGCCCAAUAAGAACCGAGAUGAACUGAAUGGCUUUUUUAACAAACUCAUUAGGAAUGUGAUUGCCUUGCGGGACCAGCAAGCAGCAGAAGAGAGGCGGAGAGAUUUCCUCCAAAUGGUCCUGGAUGCCCGACAUUCCGCCACCUCUGUGGGCGUGGAGAGCUUUGACAUCGUCAGGCAAGUCUUCUCCUCCACCGAAUGCACGGCGCGUCCUUCCCAGCAACACCAGCCCAGACUCCUGUCCAAGCCAUUGACUGUGGAUGAGGUCGUGGGCCAGGCUUUCAUCUUCCUCAUCGCCGGCUACGAGAUCAUCACCAACACGCUCUCUUUUGCCACCUACCUACUGGCCACCAAUCCUGACUGCCAAGAGAAGCUUCUGAAAGAGGUGGACCGCUUCUGCGAGCAGCAUACAGCCCCUGAGUACGGCAACCUCCAGGAAGGCCUGCCCUACCUGGACAUGGUGAUUUCAGAGACCUUGAGGAUGUACCCACCAGCUUUCAGGUUCACGAGGGAGGCAGCGCAGGACUGCGAGGUGCUAGGGCAGCGCAUCCCCGCUGGCACUGUAGUGGAGACUGCUGUGGGGGCCCUGCACCACGACCCUGAGCACUGGCCAUGCCCUGAAGCCUUCGACCCUGAGAGGUUCACGGUGGAGGCCCAGCGGUGCCGGCAGCCCUUCACGUACCUGCCGUUUGGGGCAGGCCCCCGGAGCUGCCUCGGGGUGAGGCUGGGGCUGCUGGAGGUCAAGCUGACGCUGCUCCACGUGUUGCACAAAUUCCGGUUCAAAGCCUGCCAGGAGACACAGGUACCACUGCAGUUAGAAUCCAAAUCUGCCCUAGGUCCAAAAAAUGGCGUCUACAUCAAGAUUGUCUCCCGCUGAAACAGGGCUAUGAGGGCACCUCUAAAUUCAAAGAAAAUUCUCACGUGGAAACUCAUUUUUGGAAAAACCACCAACGCCAUUUAAAGAGUACCUGACAUGGAAGUACUACAGAGAUCACUUACAUAACACUUCCUGAUUGCUUAAUAAACAUUUGUUUCACCUA
Molecule: messenger RNA, 1922 nt
Organism: Manis pentadactyla (Chinese pangolin)
Lineage: Eukaryota; Metazoa; Chordata; Mammalia; Pholidota; Manidae
Gene: TBXAS1
Product: thromboxane A synthase 1
Exons: 13
Coding region: 158-1759 (533 amino acids)
Molecular function (GO): thromboxane-A synthase activity; heme binding; iron ion binding
Source: RefSeq, a predicted model, not a curated record